Messenger RNA from Cryptomeria japonica (Japanese cedar), 556 nucleotides. RefSeq names its product EG45-like domain containing protein. The record is from RefSeq and is a predicted model, not a curated record. Bases 72 to 476 code for a protein of 134 amino acids. The transcript is spliced from 2 exons. Lineage: Eukaryota; Viridiplantae; Streptophyta; Pinopsida; Cupressales; Cupressaceae.
ACCUCAUCAUGAAAACAUACUUGCUAUUAUUUCAAUAAGUUUGGCGAUUCAGCUUCAUUUUUGUGCGGCUGAUGUGGGCACAGCAACCUUCUACGGUCCUCCAUAUGUCCGUAAGUAUGAUUAAAUCAAGUGCAAUAAACCUAAUUCUCUGGUUGGUUGAUUUUUUAUUUGGAAUUUGCAGCAACUUCGUGCUAUGGCAAUUUCCAGCCGGCAAUCUUUUUGGAGCGGCUAAUGACGCGAUUUGGGACAACCAGGCUGCCUGCGGAAGAAAAUACAGAAUUCGAUGUUUGAGCGGAACAAGUAACCACAGAGUUAAUCCAUGCAGACAAAGAUCCCUUGUCGUAAAGAUUCUGGAUUACUGUUCUUCUGCUGGAUGCGAUAAUGGCGAUGCAACUUUCCAUUUAUCUGCGGAUGCGUUUUCUCACAUUGCUCAUUCCUCUGCUAAAAAGAUUAACGUCGAAUACGAACAAGUCUGAUGCAGCAGAAUUCCUUGCCAAGUUAAAGUUAUGCACGGCAAAAGCAAAGAUCGAUGGAGAUCUACAUUAUGUAAUUAAUG